Molecule: messenger RNA, 360 nt
Organism: Aspergillus fumigatus Af293
Lineage: Eukaryota; Fungi; Ascomycota; Eurotiomycetes; Eurotiales; Aspergillaceae
Source: RefSeq, a predicted model, not a curated record
AUGCCUUCUGCUCAGGUGGCGCCUCAGAACUCCCGCAAACGCCGCGCUUCACCCCAGUCAAGUGCCGCAGCAGCCAUGGCUGCACCAGUCACUUCUGCUUCAGCAGAUGCAACACAGACCCCCCAAAGUGCCCCAGAAGCGGCCCCAAAGAAGAAAGGACGGACCAAUACUCCGUGGACGGCGGAGGAAGAACAGAGACUCAAGACGAUGCGCGACGCGGGUCGCAGCUGGAGCGAGAUUGCCAAGACCUUUCCCACCCGAACUGAGGGGAGUGUGAAAAAGCACUGGAUAUGCAUUAUGCUGAGUUCGCAGAAGAAGAGGUACUGCCUGAAUGAUUAUUGCAUGAUCUUUGCGCGUUGA